Molecule: messenger RNA, 963 nt
Organism: Suillus subalutaceus
Lineage: Eukaryota; Fungi; Basidiomycota; Agaricomycetes; Boletales; Suillaceae
Product: Sedlin
Exons: 4
Coding region: 144-602 (152 amino acids)
Biological process (GO): endoplasmic reticulum to Golgi vesicle-mediated transport
Cellular component (GO): nucleus; TRAPP complex; cytoplasm
Source: RefSeq, a predicted model, not a curated record
AUUUCUGUCACAAUCCUUAACCAGUACUACUUCGGGAUUAAGUCUUCCUUGGGAGUUCCUUUUUUUUAAGGUCUUUAUAUGGGCCAAUUCCUCCAAUCUGCAAACAUUUUUUCAUUAAGACGCUAGAACAAUAAUAUUGUAAGAUGGCACCUCCGCUGCGCCCGAAUGCAGUCGCGUUCAUAUCACCCCAAAACCACCCAAUCCUCAUCCGCACAUUCGAAAAAGGUGACGAGCUGAAGUACCACUAUGUAGCCCAUACAAGUCUCGAUGUCAUUGAGGAACGAACAAAUGGUCCAACAAAAUCUAACGAUUGCUACCUCGGCCUUCUCUACGCCAUGGAUGACAUAGCUGCUUAUGGGUACAUCACGCCUCUCAAAAUGAAGAUUGUUCUCGCUCUCCCACUCACAGACUCUGUCGUGCGUGAUGCGGAAGUGAUCAUGACUUUUAAGGCCCUCCACCUAGCUUAUUAUCAUGCUUCCUCGAACCCCUUUAUCCGACUUCAUGAUACGCCUGCAGGCGUGGGGAGCGCCAAGUGGAAGCGCUUCAGACGGAAAGUAGACGAGAUAAGUAGGGCUGUCGGUGGUGGGAGUGUGCCUUCAUGAACAUAUGCACCAAGGUAAUGAAUCCCAGGUUCGCAGCUCAUCGCGCUUUGCAGGCUUCGGCCAUCUUUGUGAUAGCGCGUGGUCAUGCUACUCGUUUGUUACGUGUGGACCGAAAUGGAUCAAACCCUUCUAUUGACUCAGAUGUCUAGCGAGCACCGCGUCUGAGACAGAUACGGGGUUGAUAUAAUUCAUCGUCUGUUUUCCCUCACUAGCUCCUCUUAUGUAUUGUGUGGAGAGUGUCUUGUAGCACAAUAGUCAAUGAUGUACGGUCACCAGAAUAUUCCCGCUACCUUAUGGAGUGGCUUUUACUUUUACUUUCCAACUUGUCUGGGAAAAUCCGAUACAGCUGGUUCCAGAUCGA